AUGAACUCCGCUGUGGCAUCUCAUUUAGAGAUUCUUACUCGAGACAGGAAGAUGAGCAGUUCUGAUAUCAGGGAUAAUAUCCCAAUUAGCGUGCAGCGAGAGCUUCCGAUCGGCGGAGUAGGAAAUUUAGGAUUGUUACCUGUUCUGGAAUUUGGAAAAUCUGGUAUAGCUGACAAACGUUCGGCCAUUUUGGCCCAACCCAAGGUGGCCCACUAUACAAGUAUAGCCAGUCUAUUCCAUUAUCAUCUGCAUCUCCCGUCGGCUGAUACUGAUGAUGAUUCUGAUGCUGAUUUGCCAUGUGAUGAUGAUACUGAUUAUCGAGAUGAUUCUGAUGCUGAUUCUCGUAAUGAUAACUUUGAUGCCGAUUCUCGAGAUGAUAAUUCUGAUGGUGAUUCUCGAGAUGAUGAUUCUGAUGCCGAUUCUCGAGAAGAUCAUUCUGAUGCUGAUUCUCGAGAUGACUCUGAUAAUGAUUCUCGAGAUGAUAAUUCUCAUUAUGAUUCUCGAGUUGAAUCUGAUGCUGACUCUCUAGAAGAUCAUUCUGAUGCCGAUUCUCGAGAAAAUUCUGUCUUUGAUUCUCGAGAUGAUGAUUCCGAUGCUGAUUCUCGAGAAGAUUCUGAUCAUGAUUCUCGAGAUGAUGAUUCUGAUGCUGAUUCUCGAGAUGAUGAUGAUGCUGAUUCUCGAGAUGAUUCUUAUGAUAAUUCUCGUGAAGAAUCUGAUACUGACUCCUUCGAUAAUAAUUCUGAUGGCGAUUCUCGAGAAGAUUCUGACAUUGAUUCUAGAAAUGAUAAUUCCGAUGCCGAUUCUCGAGAUGAUUCUGAUGCUGAUUCUCCAGAUGAUUCUGAAUAUGAUAAUUCUGACGUUGACUCUCGAGAAGAUAAUUCUGAUGCCGAUUCUCGAGCCGAUUCUGAUGCUGAUUCUCGAGAUGAAUCUUCUGCUGAUUCUAUAGAUGAUAAUUUUAAUGCCGAUUUUCUAGAUGAUAAUUCCGACGCUGAUUCUCGAGUCGAUUCUGAUGCUGAUUCUCGAGAUAAUUCUGAUGAUUAUGCUAAUCCCGACGCUGAUUCUCAAGCCGAUUCUGAUGCUGAUUCUCGAGAUGAUUCUGAUGCUGAUUCUCGAUCUGAUGAUGAUGCUGAACCUCGAGAUAAUUCUAAUGCUGAUUCUCAAGAUGAUCCUGAUUAUGACGGUUCUGUUGCCCGUUCUCGAGAUGAUAAUUCUGGUGCUGAUUUUCGAGAUGAUAAUUCCGAUGCCGAUUCUCGAGAAGAUUCCGAUGCUGAUUCUCGAGAUGAUUCUGAUGAUGCUGAUGCUGCCAUCUGUGAGACGAUUCCCCCUGGGGGACCGAUCUGCAUCUUACCCAGGUAUCCCAUUGUCGGGGAAUCGUCUUGA
Messenger RNA from Macrobrachium nipponense, 1380 nucleotides. Its product is annotated as clumping factor A-like. The transcript is spliced from 5 exons. Lineage: Eukaryota; Metazoa; Arthropoda; Malacostraca; Decapoda; Palaemonidae. Bases 1 to 1380 code for a protein of 459 amino acids. The record is from RefSeq and is a predicted model, not a curated record.